Messenger RNA from Tachysurus fulvidraco (yellow catfish), 731 nucleotides. RefSeq names its product guanylin-like. Lineage: Eukaryota; Metazoa; Chordata; Actinopteri; Siluriformes; Bagridae. The record is from RefSeq and is a predicted model, not a curated record. The coding region runs from base 83 to 412 and encodes 109 amino acids. Gene Ontology annotation, molecular function: guanylate cyclase activator activity. The transcript has 3 exons. Gene Ontology annotation, cellular component: extracellular region.
AGAGAAUCAGAGACAGGACAUAACACUGAGAACAGCUGGAGAACAACUGAGAAAGACCAACAGCUUCUUUUAGAUCAUCAACAUGAAGACCAUGAUUUCAAUCGCUCUUCUCUUAACCACUUUCUGCCUGGUCUCUGAGGCUGUCAACGUCCAGGAUGGAGAAUAUUUUUUCUCACUGGAAUCGGUGAAAGUCCUUCAGCACCUGAUGGACAGCAGCUCUGUCUCCCAGCAGCAGAAUCCUCGUCUAAUCAAGACCAGCAAUGUGGCAGUUUGUAGGAACCCAACCCUGCCCCAGGAGUUUAUAGAGCUCUGUCGUCAAAGUGGCUCGUCCCUGGUCUUCUCCAGGCUAGCUGCAGUGCCUAUGGAUGUGUGUGAACUCUGUGCUUUUGCUGCCUGUACUGGUUGCCUGUGAUGGAUUGUUUUUUUUCCCAUGUAGUCAAGUCACAAAAGACUGUUGUGGAACUGUUACCUGUUUAAAAGCGCUUGUGUAAUGACUCUUAGUUUGACAAUUUGAUAAACUGUAUUUUUGUUACAGUAUGUUUAUUUAUCAAUUUGAUGUAGAAUUAUUUUUCUUUUCGAGUUCUAUGUGUCUUUUGGUUACAUAUUCUGAUGUUCAUCAUUUAGAUGUAGAGUAAAAUGCUUUCUGAAAUAUCAUGGCCUGUGACAGAUAUUGUAAAAGUGAAAAUUAUAUUUUAUAUCAAAUAAUUAAAAGAAAAAAGCUAUGAAACAAA